UGUACCACUGCACACAUCGCACCACAUCAGAUGGCAUUUGUGAGUGCGGUGCAACAGUUGGUGGAGGAAGUGGAAGGCAUUUGGAGUGUUGGCGAGACGGGUCGUCUUGGCGCAGUGGGGCGGUUGGCGAGGCGGAACUUGGAACCCCUCAUCCAUCAUGUCAUGGUGAAGCGUGAUGCAAUGAGUGGGCUUGAGGUAGAGAAUAGUGAAGUCUGA
Messenger RNA from Hydatigera taeniaeformis, 216 nucleotides. NCBI's taxonomy places the organism in Eukaryota, Metazoa, Platyhelminthes, Cestoda, Cyclophyllidea, Taeniidae. The record is from the annotation of a GenBank genome assembly.